Molecule: messenger RNA, 363 nt
Organism: Phytophthora sojae
Lineage: Eukaryota; Oomycota; Peronosporomycetes; Peronosporales; Peronosporaceae
Exons: 4
Coding region: 1-363 (120 amino acids)
Molecular function (GO): RNA binding
Source: RefSeq, a predicted model, not a curated record
AUGGCGGGCAAGGCGGACAAGCGCGCGCUGUACGUGGGCGGGCUGGACAAGCAGGUGACGGAACAGGGUCUGUACACGGCCUUCGUGCCAUUCGGGCCCAUCAAGGGCGUGCAGAUCCCCAUGGACUACUCCACGCAAAGGAGCAAAGGCUUCGGCUUCGUGGAGUUCGAGGAUGAGGCCGACGCCAGAGCAGCAAUUGACAAUAUGGAUGAGUCGGAGCUUUUCGGGAAGACGCUGCGCGUCUCCAUCGCGAAGCCGGACCGACCGAAACUCGGCUCAAACAAGCCAGUGUGGGCGGAAGCGGACGAAGCAAUGGACUCUGCGGACACCACCACCCAGGAUAGCAGCGAACCGCAGGCAUAG